GACGAGAUUUCUCCUGGCUCGGCUGUUCUUGACGUGCCCCGAGCGAGACAAGGAGAGGGCGAUGAAGAUCUUGGUGAGAGGGAUCACGGCGGCGUAUGGGAAGCUCCAGGUGAAGACGCUGCUCCACAUAGCCGAGGCGUUCGGGACGGACGAAGGGGUGAAGAGGAUGAUGGGAGUUUAGACGAAGGGGUUUAACGCUGAGGCAGGGGUAUAGGGUUUUGAUGAGGUUAUGGCGCUUCUUCGUCGGCUGGUGAGGAGUGGUGGGUUCUUGGGCCUGACAAGGAACAGCAACACCGAAUGCGGCAUUGGAGUCUCCUUGAGGUAUGCGUCCUCGGAUUCCAAGAAGCCAGGUGACAAGCAAAAGGCUCCCGGCUCAUCGAAGAAAGAGGAGAAAGCCGGAUCAAAGAAGGAACCAGCAGUCGCCAGUGUAGAAGAUGCCACUGUCGGCUAUGCGAAGAAAGCUCCCGGAUCGAAGCAGGAAGAGAAAGCAGCGCCAACAUCUGAAAGUGGCUAUGCCAAGAAAACUUCUGCGAAGGCUUCCAAGGACGCUGGGACCAAAGAUGCUGGGAAACAAGCUCUAGAGGAUGACAAAGUUCCUCAAACGGCUUCAGCAGCUAGCGAGGGGGAUGUAGCUCCGCCAGCCGAGUCGACGCCAGCUCCCAGCGAGAGUGUGGAAGAGGUGGCGUAUCCCAAACGACGCACAAUGCCGCUCCCGGAAGAUAGGCCAGCUCCGGAGGUCGAGGAGGUCGAGGCCCAGGCAGCUCCAGCAGUGAGAAAAGCUCCACCAAGGAGACCUUAUAUGCCAUCACAAAUGGCCUACGACUACACGCUCCCUCUACCGAAGAUCAUCAAGGAGACGGCGACGAAGGAGAAGAAGGAACUUGUCAGCCUGGGAGAAGCCAUUCGACUUGUCAAGAAAUCCGCUCACUGCAGAUUCGUCGAAACAGUGGAAGUACACAUCCAGUUGGGAGUCGACCCGAAACGGUCUGAUCAGAUAGUUCGUGGUGCCGUGACGCUUCCCUACGGGAGUGGAAAGGUUGUCAAAGUCGCUGUUUUUGCUGACGGGCUGGCGGCGGAAGAGGCAUUAGCGGCUGGAGCGGACGUCGUUGGAACUGACGAUCUGGUUGAGAAAGUUCUUGCCAGUGGAGGAAAACUUGACUUCCACAAAUGUAUUGCCAUCCCCUCCAUUAUGCCAAAGCUCGGAAAGAUUGCGCGUAUACUGGGACCGCGAGGCAUGAUGCCAAAUCCCAAGACGGGGACCGUGACUGUUAUGGUAGCCGACGCGGUGAGAGCCGCAAAGCAGGGACGUGUCGACUUUCGAGCAGACAAAACCGCUAUCAUUCAUGCCGGGCUCGGAAAGGUCAAUUUUCCGGACGAGCACCUGUUCCAAAACAUCGCCGCGUUCUCGGCAGCAGUUCUUGGUGCGAAACCAGCAGGAUUCAAGAAAAGCUCCAGGUAUACUGGUUUCUUUGACAAGUUCUACCUCUCGUCCACGAUGGGACCCGGCGUACCAGUGACGAUCCAAUCGGUGGCAACAGCAUCAGACAACUAUAUAAAAUCGCAAGCCGCCGCAGAGGCAGCCUAGCGAGUUCCUUUUCUUUGAUUUCCUUUUUGUUUGAUCCCCUCGAGCACGCUACCACAGCUGUCGCAAGCCGGAUCAUUUUGCUACUACAUGCCAUGCUUACACAAAUUUCUAAAACCUUAAGCAUGAACUUUCAUUCCA
Selaginella moellendorffii is the source of this 1723-nucleotide messenger RNA. RefSeq names its product 50S ribosomal protein L1. Lineage: Eukaryota; Viridiplantae; Streptophyta; Lycopodiopsida; Selaginellales; Selaginellaceae. The record is from RefSeq and is a predicted model, not a curated record. Bases 230 to 1585 code for a protein of 451 amino acids. The transcript has 10 exons. Gene Ontology annotation, biological process: translation. Gene Ontology annotation, molecular function: structural constituent of ribosome; RNA binding. Gene Ontology annotation, cellular component: large ribosomal subunit.